Molecule: messenger RNA, 839 nt
Organism: Seminavis robusta
Lineage: Eukaryota; Bacillariophyta; Bacillariophyceae; Naviculales; Naviculaceae
Source: the annotation of a GenBank genome assembly
CCCUAUUUUAGGGUCGGAUUUCAAUGUAUUUACCACUCAGUCCCGCUUCCAUUUAGGGACGGUUUUCAAACCCGCCCCUAAAUCGAAACCCGUCCCUAAAUUAGGGACGUUUUUUCAGAAUCCGUCCCUAAUUUUAGGGUCGGUUUCGAAACCCGACCCUAAAGGGGAAUCCGUCCCUAAAUCCGACCCAAAAUUAGGGUCGGUUUUCGAUAUAAGUCAUGCACGAUUGAGGAACGCUCCAGCUCUUUCUCGCGUUGAACUGACGUCAUUCCUGCUGAUGCUACAUUCGUGAUUGGAUAGAGAUUUCUCCCUUUUCAAAAUUUUCCAACGGAAUUGGAUUUUUAGCCAAAUCCAACAAAAAUGAGUGGUGAUGUCAUCCACAGCUGAUGAGUUGAAGCGACACAAUUGAGCUGAAGCUCGAUGCAAAGACACAAUGAUGCGCACAAUUCUGAGUGCGAAGAGAUUUUGUACUGGUCCAAAAGCACAAAUCGAAUCAACGGAGCGAAGCAAAAGAAAAUCAAAGAAGGACCAUGGACCGCGACGAAGCCAAUGCAAGAGAUGCCUUUGAGCAAGAGCGAAGGAUUCUCCUAUCCGGUGUCGCAGAGAGUCUGUCGAGUGUGGUGAAGCAAAUGGCCAGAGCGAAUGAAAAUUUGAACGGACUGGAUAGCUCCUGUGAUGAAGUGGAAAAGGUGGCAGGGCUCUGGAAGGCUGCCUAUCAUCGGGAUGCCAAUAGUUCCUCCUCCUUGGACCAAUCAUCAUCAUCACUGUCACCUGCCAAGUCAACAACAACAACAACAACAACAACCAGAACUUCCUUGCUGCUGUUUCAAGAAGAUUAG